Molecule: messenger RNA, 1111 nt
Organism: Ctenocephalides felis (cat flea)
Lineage: Eukaryota; Metazoa; Arthropoda; Insecta; Siphonaptera; Pulicidae
Exons: 3
Coding region: 173-1111 (312 amino acids)
Source: RefSeq, a predicted model, not a curated record
GCUAGUGCUGAGGUAAAUUUCGUUAUGCGCACAACCGCACGCUCGAAACACUCGCAUUUGGAAGAGGUUAUAAAUAGAACGUGAUUUUGAGAACGUUACAUAAGUCAAGUGAAACGGUUGUUACUUUUUUAGUUUUGCAGAGAAAGUUCCAAAGAUUCACUAGAGCAUCACCAUGUUGAAACUUACGAGAUGGGGUUCAGAUACUACGACAAAACUUAUUGAUUAUUAUGGAGAACACGAAAACUUGUGGAACCCAAAUUCGCCUCUAUACAAAAACAACAUUUACAGAAUAGAAACUUACAAAAAAAUUAUUAAAAUGUUAGGCGUCGAUAUGACAGUUCAUGAUAUCAGAAUUAAAAUUAAGAAUCUUAGAUCUGUUUAUCAUGUUGAAUUGAGGAAAAUUAAGAAUUCGAAAAUGACGGCUCAAACUGAAAAAGAUUAUUACAGACCAAGGUUACCUUGGUUUGAAAAAAUGUAUUCAUUUCUUGGAGAUUUAACAGAAUCGGGGGAUAAUGAAACAAAUGAAAUGGAAUCGUCAAUUUUAAACACCAAUUCCAAUUCAUCUUUGAAUCAAGAUCCUCUAGAAUGCGUUUAUACGGAUACAAUAAAUGCUCUGACGAAGAUCGAAUCGAUGUCUGAGAGCGAUUAUGAGAAUCAGGAUAUUUUAGUGGAAGGACCAACAUCUCCAAAUUCAAGUUAUUUGAAGAUAAGUGAGGUACACAGUGAAUUUUCCAAUUCAGAAAACACAGUUUAUUUAAAUAACACUCAGCCAAGUGUUUCUGCAAGAACCUCGGGAACCAGCAUCCCAAAACAACCAACGUUAGACAAUGAUAAUAAUGCGAAACCUAUAAAAAGGAAGAGAAAAUCGGAAAAUACAAUUGAAGUGGAUAAUUUGUGUAAAGCUAUUAAAUUAUUAGAUAACAUAAGUAGUUCUUUAAGUUUAUCGAUGCAGCAGAAUUUGAAAAGGACUGAGAAUGAAUUUGAUCUUUUUGGACAAUAUAUUUCAGUGUUAUUAAAGCAACUACCUCCACGCCAAGCUUGUGAAAUGCAACUUAAAAUACAAACUUUGUUGACUGAGGCUAGACUAGAAUUAAUAAAUAGUGAAAAAUAG